AUUCUUAAAUAUGUUGUGUUUUAUCUGAAAUAAUAUUUUUUAUUAUAAAAUAUAAAGUUUAAUGUCUGAUUUAUCUUUUAAAAAACAUAAUUAAUAAUUUAUUAUUUUAGUUUUGAUUUAAUAGUUAUAAACAGAUAAAUAUUUAUAAGAAUACUAUGCCUGCAUGUGCGGGCAGAACACCUAGUUACUAGUAUAAUUUAAUUACUCAGUGAUUAAUUUACCCUUCAAUGGACUACAUGACCCAUAACCUCCAAAUCUCCAAUAGUUUAGCAAACACGUAAUCUUUGAGUAUUGUAAUUACAAAUGGUACCAAAAUGAUUAUAAAAGUAAUAUGUGCAAACCCAAAAUGACAAGACUUAUACAAACCUAACUACCUGGACCUAAAUAAUAUCUAUUUAAAAGAAUAAUCGUACCAAAAUGUUGAAGUUUUUAUGUACAUUAGUAGUAGCUUACACUCAAUCACAAUUACACCAACAUCUAAUAAUUCUCUAAUUUUAAAAAAUUUGGUAAUAUAAUUUCGCAAUUCACCUUAUAUAUAACCCCUUCGUCUUCACUUUACAUAUAUAACAAAAACAAGGAAGAAAACUAUAAAACCAUAAGAUUUUAUUAUUUCUUUCUACAAUGAGCAUAUUGAAAAGUUUAGUGACCAUCUUCGUUCUCGGAAUAUUUUUAACACCUCGUUAUUCCGAAUCUGCGAUAUCUUGCAGUGUUGUUCUAAGCGAUUUGCAGCCAUGUGUUAGCUACUUGACUAGCGGAAGUGGACAACCUCCGGAGACUUGCUGCGACGGAGUUAGGAGUUUAGAUGCAGCGACCACUACAUCCGCUGAUAAAAAGGCGGCUUGUCAAUGCAUCAAGUCAGUGGCCAACAGUGUCACCGUGAAGCCUGAAUUGGCUAAAGCCCUCGCUAGCAAUUGUAACGCGAGCUUGCCUGUUGAUGCAUCUUCUACGGUCGACUGCAAUACGGUUGGUUGAGAUAUUUUCAGUAUCGAGGAGUGGUCCGUCUAUCAUUCUUAUGUAUGACAUUUACAUCAAUAAAGGCCUUGUAUUAUCUUGUUUGUGUCUCUAGGCCAAAUCAUUAUAAGGUUCAUAUAAUUUCGUUAUGUAUGCAUAUGUUCAUGUAUAACAGUAUAAGUAAUAUUUUUGAGAUAUUUUCAGUAUCGAGGAGUGGUCCGUCUAUCAUUCUUACGUAUGACAUUUACAUCAAUAAAGGCCUUGUAUUAUCUUGUUUGUGUCUCUAGGCCAACUUAUAAGGUUCAUAUAAUUUCGUUAUGUAUGCAUAUGUUCAUGUAUAAGUAAUAUCUCUUAAAUUAUUAACUAGUGCACUUA
Molecule: messenger RNA, 1326 nt
Organism: Brassica rapa (field mustard)
Lineage: Eukaryota; Viridiplantae; Streptophyta; Magnoliopsida; Brassicales; Brassicaceae
Product: non-specific lipid-transfer protein 8
Biological process (GO): lipid transport
Molecular function (GO): lipid binding
Source: RefSeq, a predicted model, not a curated record